AAAAGACUACAACUCCCAGGAUGCCGUACGCGUCGGUCCACCUCCCACUACCAUUUGCUGCGCGCGCGUUGCACUAUGGGAUUUGUGGGUCCUCCCGCACUGCAGCGGGCUUACCACGCCUGAGUGAGAAAAGCAGCACAGACUCAAUCCGCAACGUGCAGCCGCGGGCAGCGCUGGGACUUGCAGUCCGUUUCCUUUUCCUCCUUUUGGGCACAUGACCCGCAAGCCCCUGCUGGCCGUCGCGUCAUGCGUGGCGCCGACGCAGAGCGAGAAAGAGGCUGGAACGCUGUGAAGCCAGAGCGGUCGGCUGAGCAGGGAGACAAACUUCAGUGGUGGUGAUGGCGCCCCUCGCGGCUUAGAGGUCCAGCGCACUCGGCGAGCUGCAGACAGUCCAUCCUUUGUGUCCGACGGAGAGUCCUGGUUACACUGAACAUGUUGGUGCCGCUAGCCAAGCUGUCCUGCCCGGCAUAUCAGUGCUUUCAUGCCUUAAAAAUUAAGAAAAAUUAUCUACCUCUAUGUGCUACAAGAUGGUCUUCAACUUCUGUUGUACCUCAAAUUACUACCCACUAUACUGUUUAUCCCCGGGAUAAGGACAAGCGAUGGGAAGGAGUGAACAUGGAGAGGUUUGCAGAAGAAGCGGAUGUAGUAAUAGUUGGUGCAGGCCCUGCAGGGCUCUCUGCAGCCGUUCGUCUAAAGCAGUUGGCUACUAAACACGAGAGAGACAUCCGUGUGUGUCUAGUGGAGAAAGCUGCUCAAAUAGGAGCUCACACUCUCUCUGGGGCUUGCCUUGAUCCGUGUGCGUUUGAAGAACUGUUCCCAGACUGGAAGGAGAAGGGAGCUCCACUGAACACUCCCGUAACAGAAGACAGAUUUGGAAUUUUAACAGAGAAAUACAGAAUUCCUGUGCCAAUUCUUCCAGGUCUUCCAAUGAAUAAUCAUGGCAAUUACAUUGUGCGCCUGGGACAUUUAGUCAGUUGGAUGGGAGAACACGCAGAAGCACUUGGUGUUGAAGUAUACCCUGGUUACGCUGCUGCUGAGGUCCUUUUUCAUGAAGACGGUAGUGUAAAAGGAAUUGCCACUAAUGAUGUAGGGAUACAAAAAGAUGGAGCACCAAAGACAACAUUUGAGAGAGGACUAGAACUACAUGCCAAAGUCACAGUUUUUGCAGAGGGUUGCCACGGACAUCUAGCCAAGCAACUGUAUAAGAAAUUUGAUUUGAGGGCCAAUUGUGAACCCCAAACCUAUGGAAUUGGACUGAAGGAGUUGUGGAUUAUUGAUGAAAAGAAGUGGAAACCUGGGAGAGUAGAUCACACUGUUGGUUGGCCCUUGGACAGACAUACUUAUGGAGGCUCUUUCCUGUAUCAUUUAAAUGAAGGUGAACCCCUGAUAGCUCUUGGUUUGGUGGUUGGUCUAGACUAUCAAAAUCCAUACCUGAGUCCAUUUAGAGAGUUCCAGAGGUGGAAACACCAUCCCAGCAUUCAGCCAACUUUGGAAGGUGGAAAAAGGAUUGCAUAUGGAGCCAGAGCUCUCAAUGAAGGUGGCUUUCAGUCUAUACCAAAACUCACCUUUCCUGGUGGUUUACUAAUUGGUUGUAGCCCUGGUUUCAUGAAUGUUCCCAAGAUCAAAGGUACCCACACAGCAAUGAAAAGUGGAAUUUUGGCAGCAGAAUCUAUUUUUGAUCAACUAACUAGUGAAAAUCUCCAAUCAAAGACAAUAGGACUCCAUGUAACCGAGUAUGAGGAGAAUUUGAAGAAAUCAUGGGUAUGGAAAGAACUAUAUACUGUUAGAAAUAUAAGACCGUCCUGCCAUGGAAUACUGGGUGUGUAUGGAGGGAUGAUUUACACUGGAAUAUUUUACUGGAUAUUUAGAGGAAUGGAGCCAUGGACUCUAAAACAUAAAGGUUCUGACUCUGAUCAGCUCAAGCCAGCCAAGGAUUGCACACCUAUUGAGUAUCCAAAACCCGACGGACAGAUCAGUUUUGACCUUUUGUCAUCUGUGGCUCUGAGUGGUACUAAUCAUGAACAUGAUCAGCCAGCACAUUUAACCUUAAAGGAUGACAGUAUACCUGUAAAUAGAAAUCUGUCAAUAUAUGAUGGGCCCGAGCAGCGAUUCUGCCCUGCAGGAGUUUAUGAAUUUGUACCUUUGGAACAAGGUGAUGGAUUUCGGUUACAGAUAAAUGCUCAGAACUGUGUGCAUUGUAAAACAUGUGAUAUUAAAGAUCCAAGUCAGAAUAUUAACUGGGUGGUACCCGAAGGUGGUGGAGGACCUGCUUACAAUGGAAUGUAAACUGCAACUGAUUUCACUGCAGGCACAUUUGAUAGCCAGUUUCUUUAAAAUGUAUGACAAGCUAACUUUAGAAUGUUCAGAAGUUAACAAGUGUCAAAAUAUCUUACAGCAUAUUAUUGAUCAGAAUGUUCAUAACAUCAUUAUCAGUGAAAUAAAAAUUUUAUACCUAAAAUUGCCCCAUAAAAAAUUAUGCAUGUUUCUCUUAAAACUUUAUAAGUGAUAUACUGUUUACCUCUUCAAGUCUUCAGAGAUUUAGUAUGAACAGCAAAAUGUGCUAUUGGCCUUUUAAUUGUACAUUGGACUCAUCAAAACUAAAUGUAUAAUCUAGACCAGAGGUUGGCAUCCAGCCUACCACUUAUUCUUAUGAAUAGAUUUACUGGAACACAGCCACGCCCACUGGUUUACACAUGGUCUGUGGCUACCUUUUAGCUACAUCUGCAGAACCAAGUAGUUAUGACAGAAUAUAGUGGUCCACAAAGCCCAACAUAUUUACUAUCGAGCCCUUUGGACAAAGUAUGCUGACUCCUGAACAUGCACCAACCAACCACAAAAAAAUACAUCAAAGAAUUGAGGGAAACGAUAUACAAACUUAAGCUUUCAUCUGUUUAUUCAACAGGAUGUGUCUUUAGGAGUUUAAGAAAAGGCUGGAUACCAUUCUUCUUUGUGAAUAAUGCAGAUAGUCAUUUAAAAAAAAAUCAGUUUCACUG
Messenger RNA from Diceros bicornis minor, 2993 nucleotides. RefSeq names its product electron transfer flavoprotein dehydrogenase (gene ETFDH). NCBI's taxonomy places the organism in Eukaryota, Metazoa, Chordata, Mammalia, Perissodactyla, Rhinocerotidae. Gene Ontology annotation, biological process: electron transport chain. The record is from RefSeq and is a predicted model, not a curated record. The coding region runs from base 433 to 2286 and encodes 617 amino acids. The transcript is spliced from 13 exons. Gene Ontology annotation, cellular component: mitochondrial inner membrane. Gene Ontology annotation, molecular function: electron-transferring-flavoprotein dehydrogenase activity; iron-sulfur cluster binding.